Molecule: messenger RNA, 3410 nt
Organism: Durusdinium trenchii
Lineage: Eukaryota; Dinophyceae; Suessiales; Symbiodiniaceae
Source: the annotation of a GenBank genome assembly
GUCGGAAGUCGUUCUUGAACAAGAGCAUAAAUGCCCAUUUGGACGAAUCUAGAGCGCGAUUAUGGGGGGAUGUCGAUUGAGCGUCGCUUUUGAAUGUGACUCGCUAUGGUCGUUUUUUGUUUUCUUCGGACACGCUUUUGGCCAGGGCCCACUGCGUCACUGAACUCACGAGACAGGUCAUUCUGUCCCAAAUCUGCGACAGACUCCUGCUCGCUCCUGCUCGCUCCCAGCGUUUGGCUCGCGUGUGAAGCACCAUCGGCGCAGCCUCGCGCCUCGCGCCUCGUCAUGGACAGGUCCGAAGCGGAUGAUGCCUCCGAUGCCUCAGAGGUCGAAGAGCGCAAGACGGACCCGGCGGAAAUCAUUCGCGCGGAGACGGAUUGGAUCAACGACAUCGAGGAUGAGAUGGGCAGUGACGUCGCCGAGAAGAACAAAGCACUUGAGGUCUUCAAUGAGAGUCAUGCCUUUGGUGAGUCGAUGGGUCUUUUGCAGUUGUCUCAACCGGAAAUCGUUGUUCUACGAAAAUCCUUUGAAUUGUUGACGGCUGCUCUUGGAACCGACAAGGAGAUGGUAGGUGAUGCUAUCUAUGGGGUUCUUCUUGGAGCCCUGGUGGCCAUCAAGGACAAAUUCUCGACACCACGCUCUGUCAUGUCCAUGCGCAUGUACAAUAGCUUUCGAUGGAUGGUGGACAAGUGUGAUGAUCAAGAGCUCUUGAAGAGUUAUGUCGAGGGCUUGGCCUUCAAACAUUUGGGCAUCGACGUCACGGAAGCUCGUGUGGACUCCUUCAAGGAUGCCUUCUCCGAACUACUUCAGCAGAAUGUGCCCGAAGCCCCACCCGGCAGUGUGGCUGCAUGGCGUCAACUUCUAAGCUACACGGGGUCCUCCUACAGUUUUGUCAGUGCCAGCUAUGGAGAACGGCUUCGUGUGAUUCAUGAGGAUUGGAAUUCAGUUCAGACCAAUGCAGAGGACGAGGAUGAGACCGUUGUACGAAGCUUCCCCAAGAUGUGUGCCUUCAGCAAUGAAGUCAUGGGACAAGAGACGGAGGCUUGGAUGGAAGAGCUCCUACAAGUUUUUGAAGUCUUAGUGGAGAAGAUUUCCAGCCCCUCAUUGUUGCAAGAAGAGUGCGAACUGUUGGCAAUCAGCAUGAUCACCAAGUCCAAAGAUAUCGAUUUUGAGAGGUUUAAGCCUGUGAUGAUGGCUGCCCUCCGGUCUUUGCUCCCUAAGACCUGGAGCACAGCCCAUGAGACAGCUUGGGAAUGGUUAUGGGCCACGAUCUCCCAGAAUCUCCAGGAGGCAACCAUGAAAGCUCGAGCUUUCAAACCUUACAACGCACAUCUCUUCUCGGUCUUAGGGGAAGAGCAGUUGGAGCACUUCCGGAAUACCAUCUACGUUGAUUUCUUUUCCAAGUGCGCUGCCUCUCAAGACCUCUUCAAACAAUCUCAAACGCGCUUGCGGUAUAUUGCCGAUCGAGUCUUGCAGAGCUCCUACGACAUGUUCCACAAGCCCAAGGACGAAAUGGUGGACGACUUAUCGGCUUUGGGUCUUCGUCAUGUGGGUUACGGGGUUCCCAUCGAGCUCUUCGGGCCUUUCACCGACUCCUGCGUGGAGGUGAUGAAGCCCUUGAUCGAAGCCUUGCCUACAGGUGAGUCCAGCAAGAUGAUUCUUUGCCCCGCCGACCGAGCACAUGAGCUGCCCGAGUGCGAGCUCUCGAAGCAUUUGACCUUGGAAGGCUUCCGCUGGUCCAUCGGCUUGGUGAGCCGCGUUUUGGUGAGGACCAUCAUCGAGGGCUCCACCGCUGUGAUGCAGGCCAUCCAUCAGGAUGAUUCGAAGCGAUUGCGGCGAGCUUUGCGCGAAGCACCACGGAGUGAACGCUUCACUUGGCAGCUGAGCAUUCGCGUUGGGAGCCAAUCCAUCUCGCCACUCUAUUGGGCACUGAGGAGUGGUGCACACAGCGUGGCCAAGACAGUGAUUCAAGAUGUGCUCACCAUCCGAGCAGACCGAGACCGUUAUUACUAUGGCGUGAAUGACCUAUUCCGACUUCAGCCUGACGUAGUGGAGAACAUUUUGCGUGAAGCACCCCACUUGGCCGAGAUCCUCUUGGAUGGUCUCAUUUGGCGUUCUCAUAAGACGCAGGAUGGCUGGCGCCCAGUGAUCUACUACCUCGAACAUAUGUUACAAGAUAUGGAUGAGAACAAGAUGAUCUCAAGGGCUUUGAAGAGCUUGGUGAGAUUCAACCAUCCCAAGACCAUUAUGCACCCCAUCUUGACCUUCACGCUCGACCUCCUUUGGGACAAAUUGGCCAUGCGUUUUUUUGUCUCAGACAGGAUACUAACACUCAUCAACUUUUUGAUUUUUCUCUUAUCGGGAUGCUACCUCAAUCAACUGGAGAUGGAAGAUGCCAGAGCUUCGGCGGUGAUUCUGGCCUGUGCCAGGGCGCUUGUCUACUUCUUGGGAUUUGGCAAACUACUCUAUUCGCACACGCUACACAUUUACAAGUCCCUCAGGGACGGGACAUUCAAAAAAGUGUGUGGCGUGGAUGUCCCACAAUAUUUGACGCAGGGGCCAGAAUUCUUAAGCUUUUUGCUCAUGCUCGACAUGAUUUGCAUGAUUGUCUUUGAGCCGAUGAUUCGAUGCUUGGGCUCGGAAGAGGUCAUUGCCUUUAAGUGCACUGACUUGACAGGUGAUAUUCUAUUCGCCUACGAAGUCUUUGUAAUUGUGGGGAUCUUCAUCUACACCAUUUUGGUCUUGGAAGUUGGUAGCAUUUCCAUCAAGCUCUCGGAGUAUCGGGUCCUUUGCCUACACGCAAUUGAGCAAGUGGUGCUGUGUGUUGGAGCAGUAUUCAUUGCAGUUUGCACCUUCUCCUUUGCAAUGGCAGCAGCAACACAUGAGGUAGGACAACUCUCAGCUCAUGAGUGGAGCAACAUGGGGUCAACCAUGGGCACCUUGGUUCAGAUGUGUGCCGGUGUGAUGGAUCUACAAGUCCUUCAUAGCCUUGGCGAUGAGAGUCCUUUCCUCCUGAUCCUUGUGGUGGUCUUCAUGUUGCUGGUGUACAGUUUUCUCUUCAACUUGCUGGUCUCCCAGUUCUGUGGCGUCUACAGCUCGCUGGCGGCCGACAUCAAGGGAUACGCGCGAUUGGCGCGUGGAAAGAUCAUCCUGGAUACCUUGAAGGAUAUCCAACCAAAGCGAUGGAAAGGCUUCAUUGGUGCUUUGGCAUUGGAUCGUCGGGUGGACUUCGAAGAAGGGGAUUUGGGCUUGGCGGGCGGCAUCAAGACCAUGGAAGCCGCAUUGGAGCACCCGGUGCCUAAAGAGCAAAUCUUGCGCUUCGGUGGAAGACCAGAUCCCUCCUUGCCCUGGCCGGAGAAGAAAGGACACGAGGACGAAAGUGGAGUUGCACUUUGGCAACUUUAGUGAAC